This is a messenger RNA of Pseudomassariella vexata, 483 nucleotides long. RefSeq lists its product as uncharacterized. NCBI's taxonomy places the organism in Eukaryota, Fungi, Ascomycota, Sordariomycetes, Amphisphaeriales, Pseudomassariaceae. The coding region runs from base 92 to 397 and encodes 101 amino acids. The record is from RefSeq and is a predicted model, not a curated record. The transcript has a single exon.
GCUCGAUAUUGGCAUAGGUUCAGCUUUACAGUUGGAGACACGUGAGGUGACUGAGCUUAAGCCAUUGGGCUGGCCGUACGAACCUGGGAUCAUGGGUGGAUUGGGUCUUGUCAUGUUGAAACCUGAGGAAUACCGGCACUGGGACGGACGUUUGUCGGGCGUUCUUCCCUUCAUGGGGUGUUAUAUGUCGUCGGUGCCCACGGCGCCUAAGAUUUGGCUUGUUGAGAACCGUCGGGAAGUGCUGGGAGCGUAUCGAAUGCCCCUGUAUCAGCAAUACGGCUCAGAGCACAUCUUCGACUCAGGCUUACCCCCGAGUCGUCAGGGACAGCGGGCGAGACUGGGAACGCCUGCAGGCGACGCCUUCUUCCAUAACCCUGAUGGUGAUAGUAACAACUAACUGGUGGAGAGUUCAUUGAUGCUGAUCUUCAAGAUGGCUAGACCGUCUGGACGGAGAUGGUGGAUGCUGAGCUGCUACAAGAGUAG